UCCUCACCUUCGCGCCACACUGCAAACACGAACUUCUUUUCACUUCACUACGUAGCCGAGUCAACCCAGUCGCCCCAACUCGCCCUGGCUCUUCUCCACGGCCACACCAACAACCACCCAAGGCUCACCCACCUCCUGCUAAAAUGCGCUGCCAAACUUACAAUGCGCCAUCUCUACCAAAUCCAAGCCCAGGUCACCGCCCACCCCAUCCCCUCCCUCGACCCCAACCUCGUCGCCGUCAAGCUCAUCGGCGUCUGCGCCGCCCACGCUAACGUGCGCCACGGCGUCCAAAUCUUUGCCCACUACCUCCCAACCCCCAACAUCUUCGCCUACAACGCCGUCCUCAAAGCCUUCGCUCAACACAACGACUGGGACAACACUUUCCGUUGGUUUAACCGCCAAUUGCUCGACCCGAAUGCUCCGAUUCCCGAUGAGUAUAGUUUCACUUCUGUUCUCAAGGCCUGCGCCGGGCUCGGGGCAGCCGCCGAGGGCCGGAAGGUUCACUGCGUCGUGACUAAAUAUGGGUGUGACGGGAAUCUUUUUGUUCGGAAUUCGCUUGUUGCUUUUUAUUUCAGAAUUGGUUGUUUUGAUAUUGCGCACGAGAUGUUUGAUGAGAUGCCUGUGAGAGAUGUUGUGAGCUGGAACACUUUGGUUGCCGGGUAUUGUUUGAGCGGGCGGGUUGGUGAUGCCCAGGUUGUGUUUGAUGGAAUGGUAGAGAGGAAUUUGGUGUCUUGGUCGACGAUGGUGAGUGGGUAUGCGAAGGCGGGUCAUUUGGAGGAGGCUAGAAGGCUUUUUGACGAGAUGCCGGAGAGGAAUGUGGGGUCGUGGAACGCAAUGAUUGCCGGGUAUGCGCAGAAUAUGAAGUAUGCUGAGGCGAUUGAGUUGUUUAGGCGGAUGCAGGGUGUAGAGGGGUUGGUUCCGAAUGAAAUAACGCUUGUUAGUGUGUUGUCUGCUUGCGCUCAUCUUGGUGCUCUUGAUUUGGGGAGGUGGGUUGAUAGGUUCAUAAGGCGGAAAGGGAUGGAAUUGAGUCCGUUGUUGGGCAACGCAUUGGUGGAUAUGUAUGCAAAGUGUGGAUGCAUAACAGAAGCCAGAAGGAUUUUCAACACGAUGCAGGAGAGAGAUGUGAUAUCCUGGAGUGUUAUUAUUACAGGAUUGGCCAUGAAUGGACACGCGAGUGAAGCUCUCGAGCGCUUUGAUGCAAUGAUUGAGCACGGCAUGAGGCCAAAUGAUAUUACUUUCAUGGGGUUAUUGACAGCCUGCACUCAUGCUGGCUUAGUAGACAAGGGGCUUAGGUACUUUGAUGUGAUGGAUCGGACAUAUGGAAUUGUCCCCAAGGUUGAGCACUACGGGUGUGUGGUUGAUCUUCUCAGCCGUGCUGGCCGCCUUGAUGAGGCGGAGAAGUUGAUCAUCUCAAUGCCCGUGAAAUCUAAUGUCAUUGUCUGGGGUGCACUGCUUGGAGGUUGCCGGAUUUACAAAGAUGCUGAAAGAGGAGAACGUAUUGUGCAUCGCAUUCUUGAGCUAGAAUCUGAUCACUCUGGAAGUUACGUUUAUCUUGCCAACAUGUACACUUCAAUGGGUAGAUCAAAAGAUGCUGCUAAGUGUAGGCUGAGAAUACGACACAACGGAGUGAAAACACCCGGUUGUAGUUGGAUAGAGGUGGAUAACACAGUACAUGAGUUCUUCAUGGGGGACUUAUCACAUCCUCAGUCAGACAAGAUUUACUCUAUGAUAAGAGAACUUAGGUGGAAGAUGAAGCUAGCGGGGUACAGACCAAAGACGGAUCUGGUGGUGCACAAUGUAGAUGAAGAAGAGAAAGAGGAUGCUUUAUCCUUUCAUAGUGAAAGGCUGGCAAUUGCAUUCGGGUUAAUUAGUACUAUCGAAGGAACAACAAUUCGCGUUGUCAAGAACUUGCGAGUUUGCAAGGACUGCCAUGAUGCAACAAAGAUAAUCUCUAAAAUUGUUAACCGAGAGAUUGUUGUGCGAGACCGAAGCCGCUUCCAUCAUUUCAAAUAUGGUAGAUGUUCUUGCAAUGAUUAUUGGUAGCAACGGCGAAGUUCUCAAGUUGGAGAGUUUUGAGGGCCAGGAAAUGCACCAAAGAUGGUUUCUCCAUUCCUCUGCAUGGCCAAGCAUGAGAGUUUUUCUCAUAUAUGUCCCUCAAAUGAGAACGCUUGAUAAGCAAAUUCUGCUGAACUUUCCCAACAAAGAAUGAGUUCAAGUCUUACUCAGCCUUCUCUCUCUUACUAGAUUAAUUUCAUAACGGAGCUCCAACCAAGUCCUUGGCGAUAGUUUUCCAACCAAGUCCUUGGCAACGCAGCUGUUGGGCCCGUUAGUGUUAUACACAACGCAUAGUUUUCAAGGAAAAUCGUUUUUUGUUUGUUUUCUUCCUGGUUCUAGAAACGAAA
Molecule: messenger RNA, 2402 nt
Organism: Morus notabilis
Lineage: Eukaryota; Viridiplantae; Streptophyta; Magnoliopsida; Rosales; Moraceae
Product: pentatricopeptide repeat-containing protein At5g48910
Exons: 1
Coding region: 163-2043 (626 amino acids)
Biological process (GO): RNA modification
Molecular function (GO): protein binding; RNA binding; zinc ion binding
Source: RefSeq, a predicted model, not a curated record